This is a messenger RNA of Corylus avellana, 1086 nucleotides long. The record is from RefSeq and is a predicted model, not a curated record. NCBI's taxonomy places the organism in Eukaryota, Viridiplantae, Streptophyta, Magnoliopsida, Fagales, Betulaceae.
AUGGCAGAAUUCACUAACCUUUGUUUCUUUCUUCUUAUAGUCCUUUCAUUUGCAGACCACACCUCGCCUACAGAAUAUUCUCCUUCUCCUUACAUGGAUGAAGAAGAGUUGGCUCCAUAUGGAGUAGAGUAUCUCUCACCGGAAUAUUCUCCUUCUCCAUCUCCUUACAUGGACGACGAAGAGUUGGCUCCUUCAUAUGGAGAAGAGUUUCUCUCACCGGAAUAUCCUCCUUCUCCUUCUCCUUACAUGGACGAAGAAGCAUGGGCUCCAGCUUAUGGAGAAGAGUUUCUCUCACCGGAAUAUUCUCCUUCUCCUUCUCCUUACGUUGACGAAGAAGAGUUGGCUCCUGCAUAUGGAGAAGAGUUUCUCUCACCGGAAUAUUCUCCUUCUCCUUCUCCUUACAUGGACGAAGAAGCGUGGGCUCCAUAUGGAGAAGAGUUUCUCUCACCGGAAUAUUCUCCUUCUCCUUCUCCUUCUCCUUCUCCUUACAUGGACGAAGAAGCGUGGGCUCCAUAUGGAGAAGAGUUUCUCUCACCGGAAUAUUCUCCUUCUCCUUCUCCUUCUCCUUACAUGGACGAAGAAGCGUGGGCUCCAUAUGGAGAAGAGUUUCUCUCACCGGAAUAUUCUCCUUCUCCUUCUCCUUAUGUGGACGAAGAAGAGUUGGCUCCAGCAUAUAGCGAAGAGUUUCUCUCACCGGAAUAUUCGCCUUCUCCUUCUCUUUACAUGGACGAAAAAGCGUUGGCGCUUGAAUUUGAAGACAACUCUCUCGCUAAAGCAUAUCCGUCUCCUCCACCCUCUAAGAUUGAGAGCGGUGACUAUUACUCUCAGCUUGAAGCCCCCGCCCUCGCUCCGUCCACGGCAGUUCCAGUGAUGCCCUUCAAUUACAGUGCUGAAGACGAUGCAACGGCGGCAUUUGAACCAGAAUUCGAAGGUUCUUCGGGUAGCAGCGAGGGAAAUAUGACUGGGUUUAUAAUUGCUGUUGUUUGUCUUGUUGGAUUGGGAGGUUUGUUGUACAAGAAGAGGAAGGAUAAGAAGAAAAGCCAAGAGUACAAAGACUAUGACUUGGCUAAGAGAGAGGAGCCCUAA